Molecule: messenger RNA, 7286 nt
Organism: Symphalangus syndactylus (siamang)
Lineage: Eukaryota; Metazoa; Chordata; Mammalia; Primates; Hylobatidae
Product: cyclin-Y-like protein 1B
Source: RefSeq, a predicted model, not a curated record
AAAAUAAAGCACUUAAAAUUCAGACAGGUGGAGAGCCAGAUGUGGCUGAAAGAGUGGAUCUAGAAGAGCUGAUUCAGUGUGCAACUGGUAAAAUGGAGCUUUAUGCAAGAACUGACCCUUCUGAGCAAGUCGAGGGAAAAUUAGAUCCUUUUGGGAAGGAUUCAGCAAAGCCCACCCCUCCAGGGUGAAGUUACAGCCACAUCCUCAAAGGCCACUGGUCAAUUUCCCAGCUUCUGCAGUAUCUGAAUGGUCUCCCAACAGAUCUCCUAGUACUUACAGGUCACAGGACGAUGGAAGCCCCAGAGGAGCCUGUGGGAUUCUUCCGGAACAGAGGAGACCAGUAAGUGAAUAGGGACCUAAUCUGCUUUCUAUCUGUAUGGAUUUGCCUAUUCUUGAUAUAGCAUAUAAAUGGAAUCAUGCAAUAUGUACCCCUUUGUGCCUGGCUUCUUUCAGUUAGCAUAAUAUAUUUGAGGUUCUUCCAAGUUGUAGCAAUCUACAUUGAUUCUAUAGCCAGGCAUGAGUACUUUCUUUUUAUGGCCUAGUACUAUUCCACUUACGUACAUAUAACAAUUUAUUCCUCUAUUUAUCCAUUGAUAGAUAUUUAGGUUGUUCCCAUCUUUUGGCUGUUACAGAAAAUGCUGCUUUAGGGAGUAUAAUUUUAAAGUUUUCUGUGUUUCCAACUGACAAAGAUUAAAAAUAUUUAUAUUUUAAAUUUCUUUGAUUGUUAUAAGAUUUAUUAUUUGUACCAGCCACCAGUAAAUACGUUCAUGGAAACUCAGAUUCCAGUAGGAAUUUUCUUGUUCAGAUUAAGAUUUGGAAUCUGGCUGAACAAGACUGUGGACAAGAGCAGCCAUUUUGAUGAUGGCCAUCAACCAGUGAAUCUAAAUAUGUUCUGGGAACUUUUUGUCUGAUCCUGUGUUAAGUGCUAUAGAUGGUGGGACUUCCAAAAUAAGCAUAAAGAAGAGUUAUUACUUUACCCCACCCAUUGCCCCAGCUCCAGAACCAUUUAUUCUGCAGAAUUGCAUGGGGUACAAGAAAUAUGAGUUUCUUUUUAAGCUAUUUUUUAUGAACCUCUUCAUUUUUAAACAUCUCUUAUGAGGCAAAUGAUCCUUUCAUGCAUUAUCACAGUGGUUGCAAUCCCACAAAAUUUCUUAGCCUCAAAUUUGCUAGACAGAAUAGCCUUUAGCCAUUAUCACAUUUGCAGAUUUCUGGGCAGCCAUAUUUCCAAUGUUUACUUUCCAUGUGUUAAUGGAAAUUGUAAGCUGCUUCUUAAAAAUUUAUUUUAGGCUGGAUGUGGUGGCUCCUGCCUGUAAUCCCAGCACUUUGGGAGGCUGAAGUGGGAGGAUCGAUUAGGGCUAGGAGUUUGAGACCAGCUAGAGCAACAUAGCAAGACCUCAUCUGUAAAAAAUUUUAGAAAUUAGGAAGGCAUGGUGGCACACAUCUGUGGUUCCAGCUACUCAGGAGGUAGAAGUAGGAGGAUUGCUUGAACCCAGGAGUUAAAGGCUGCAGUGAACUAUGAUUGCACCACUGCACUCCAGCCUGGGUGACAAAGUGAGGCCCUGUCUUUAAAAAAAAAGAAAAAAAAUCAUAGGCUGGGCACGGUGGCUCAUGCCUGUAAUCCCAGCACUUUGGGAGGCUGAGGCAGGAGAAUCGCUUGAACCCAGGAGGUGGAGGUUAUGGUGAGCCGAGAUCACGCUAUUGCACUCCACCCUGGGCAACAAGAGCAACAUUCCAUCUAAAAAAAAAAAAAAUAGCAAUUAGGAUCACAUUUAAAAUCUUAUUAUGUAGUGGUUUUCUCUCCUCUCCUCUCCUCUCCUCCUUUCCCCUCCCCUCUCUUCUCUUCUAUUCUCUCUUUUUUUUUUUUUUUGAGACAUAGUCUUGCUCUGUCGCCCAGGCUGGAGUGCAGUGGUGUGAUCUUGGCUCACCGCAACCUCCACCUCCCGGGUUCAGGUGAUUCUCCUGCCUUGGCUCCUGAGUAGAUGGAACUACAUGUGCGUGCUGCCACACCCGGCUUUUUUUUUUUUUUUUUUUUUUUUUUUUUUGUAUUUUUAGUAGGGAUGGGGUUUCACCAUGUUAGCCAGGAUGAUCUCAAUCUCCUGACCUCAUGACUCCCCUGCCUUGGCCUCCCCAAGUGUUAGGAUUACAGAUGCGAACCACCGUGCCUGGCCUGGUUUUCUUUUACAUAAGCCUCUUCCUUUGUUGAAACCAUAAGAUCUUCCUCACAGUGGAGAAUCCUGAAAGCUCCCAGCAGCCAGCAAUGAAUGAAAGGUGGGGGCAGGGCUGCCAGCAGGGCGGGGCCUGGUGAGCCAGGUGCCUAGGCUCCCACAUCACAAUGGGGGCGGGGGCGUGUGGAAGGGACUCUGGGCCUGAUUGGUUCCUGGCAACCAGGAGGGAGCUCUGGCUGUUGGCAGGGCAACCUCCUUCAGUUGGUGGGAAGCAGUGGAAGGAGGAGGAGCUCCGUCUGUGCUCUCUUCUCCGCAAUUACAGCUUGUUGCGUCUGGACCCAUUCUAAAUAAACCAAGCAGGUUCCCAAGGGACCCUUGCAGACAAGUCAGCUCAGGGGAGGCAUCUGAGGCAAGGUGCAGGCUGCUAGUGGGGUGCAGCCCCACUGCCAGGGGCUGGCCCUGCCAGCGUACCUUUGCUGGGAAGAGGUGGAAGCGCUGAGCUCUGCAGACUUGGAAGCAAGGGAAGGCCAAAGCUGCUGGAGAGGAGCCGAGCUACCCCAUGGGGAACAUGCUGAGCUGCUGCUUGUGCACCAAUGCCAGCCCCAAGCGGGGCCAGCACAGGAGGUCUGGGGAGCUGUCCUGCAGCGCUGACAUCUAUGAGGCAGCGUCAAGCAAAGGUGCGGGCCAAGGCAGAGAGGAGUGGAGCCGCUACAGAUGGAACAUGCUGCUCCCUAAUGCCAGCCCCAAGCAAAGAACAGCGCAGGGUGCGGUAGGUGGAACCACUCUGCAGCUAUAACAUCAUGGAGGUGGAGGUGGCAGUAGCACCACACCCCACUGCUGUGGAGCCUGCCCCGUCGGAUUUCGGAGCCCAAGAGGGCCAUGACCUGCAGCACAUCAGCGACCAGGAGAUGCCCAAAUAUUUUGCUUCUGACCAUCCAAGGGAAAGCACACUCUUCCUGAGAAAAUAUCAAAUGAGUGUGCAAGAAAAGAGGAGGAGCUCUCACCUAUAUUAUAUACCUCCAUGGGUUCUUGAUAGAAAAUACAGCUCAUGUUCGACCAUAUUGCUAGAUAACAGCACAGUCAGCCAGCCUGAUCUUAGACACACAUUAGAAAAUGUGACUUUGGCAAUAUAUUACAACAUAAAGCACAGAUCUGCAAAUAGAUCUCUGGCUAUUUUUGAAGAGCCAAUACAUCCACUUUCAGAAGAGAAGGCUCCAGGGAAAUCCUUCGAGCAUGAUCCCAAAUGCAACUGUAUUUUCAGAUAUUUCUGUACUGUUUUUCUAGUCAUAAAACUAGCAACUCCAUGUGCAAUCGUAGCUUUGGUGUACAUUGAACAACUUCUAACUAAUGCUAACAUCGAUCUUUGUCCUACUAAUUGGAAAAAGAUUGUCCUUGGAGCCAUGCUUCUUGCCUCUAAGGUUUGGAUAAAUCGUGGUCUGUGGAGUGUGGAUGACAGCCAGAAUCCCAAGGACAUUGCAGUUGAGAACAUGUUUCAUUGUGCAGAUAAAGGAAAUAGGCAUAAGACAACAGACUUCUCUCUAUCCAGCUUUAGUGUAACAGUUUAUAUUUUCCGGCAUUCAUGGGUAGGUCUUGAUGUGUUAUUGUUGUAAUAACCUCCUGGAUAAACUGAAAAGUAUUUUUCUGAUUGUUUUUUGGCAAACCUCUUACAGGUGUACUAUGAGAAUGACACAGUACAGUAAAUAUCUUUAUAGGUUUUUAGAAGCUAUCUGCCAGUUUCAGUCCCUUUUUAAAGGGCAGACAUCUGGCCUUUGAAAUAAUUGGCCACUGUUAAGGUCUUAAGGACUCUGGACUAUGGAGAAGUUUUAGCUUCAACCUAAGUCCCCCAUUGUGUAGUUGCUUUUGCUGGUCCUUUCCUCUCCCUUUUAUCUGAAGAUCUUUUUUUAUAGGAACCUUGAGAUAUGAAGUUAAAUAGCCAUAGAUUCCUGUGCCCUAGCCCCUCCCUACUGGGAGUGUUGCGUGUGUUUGGAAAUCAGCCUGAUGAGUUAGAACCUCCAACGUUCGCCUGUGGUGUGAAAAGCAUUUCUGGGGCAUCUCCCCAUGCCCACCACACUCACAAGGCUCCAUGGGUACUCAGACAUCUGCAGCAGCACUCUGGGGUCUGGAGUUGCCCAUGACAGUGCAAGGAGCCUUGCAGAGGCAUGGGGUUCCUCCCAGAUGCACCAACACCACACAGCUUCACCAGGACUCCCUUCCAAUCCGGCCUCAUGACUGCUGUGAAGGGACGGGCCCUGGAGCUGGCAGGCAGGGUGAGCAGGGAGGUGUUUCCAGCAGAGCCUUCCUGGGUGCCCGCUGGACAGGACAGCUGUGCAGGCUGCAUCUGUGCAAGACAAGGGAGCAGCUCUUGUUCACAUUGAGCAGCAGCAGCCCAUCAAGAUCAUUCCAGGCAGUGGCACAAGUUAGUUUUGUGACCUUUGUCCAUGACUCCAGAUAAUACUAUCAUUCUGAAUCACCUCAGUGUAUGUCUGCAAUUGAAGAUACAGUGUCUAUUGUAGAUAUACCUCAGUGUGUAUCUACAUUCAAAAAUGACCCCUUUGCGGCUGAGCUUAGUGGCUCAUGCCUGUUAUCCCAGCAUUUCAGGAGGCUGAGGUGAGUGGAUCGCUUGAGCUCAGGAGUUGAAGACCUGCUGAGUAACACAGCGAACCCCAUCUGUACAAAUUUUUUUUUAAAAAUUAUCUAGGCAUGGUGGCAGGCAACUGUAGUAAUCCCAGUUACCUGGGAGUCUGAGGUGGGAGAAUUGCCCGAGCCUGGGAAGUUGAGGCUGUAGUGAACUGUGAUCACAUCACUGCACACCAGCCCUGGGUGAGGGAGCCAGACCCUGUCUCGAAAACAAAAAAAAAAAUCUAUUUUUGCCACCACUUUGCUAACAGUAUAAACCAAGUGAUCGUGGUGGUAUUUCUGGUAGCCAUUUUAGCAAAGAGUGUGACCACAAAUGAAUUUGAAACUAACGGAAGUACUUUGGAAGUUGCAAACACUAAAGUAGCCUUGAUCAUAGUCAUCCAUUUGAAAACUGGUCCCUUGAAGGAAGCAAGGUUUGUGACUGCCUGAGUUCUCCUUGCCUGCUGCAUAGCCAGAGCUGAUUUAUUAAGACAGGGGAUUGCAAUAGAGAAAGAGUUUAGUUCAUGCAGAGGCAGCUGUACGGGUGACCAGUUUUACUGUUACUCAAAUUAGCCUCUCCAAAAACUCUAGGAUGGUUCUUUAAAGAAUAAUUUGGUGAGUAGGGGGUCAGAAAGUGGGGAGUGCUGAUUGGUCGCAUCAGAGAUGGAAUCAGAGAGGGUUGAAGCUGUCCUCCUGCACUGAGUUGGCUUCUGGGUGGGGGCCACAAAACAAGAUGAGCCAAGUUUGUUGAUUGGAAUGGUGCCACCUGAUCCCAGUACAGGGCCUGCAAAAUAUCUCAAGCACUGAUCUUAGGUUUUACAAUAGUGAUAUUAUUCCCAGGAGCAAUAUGGGGAGGUUCAGACUCUUGCAGACUUCAGCUGCAUGACUCCUAAACCAUAAUUUCUAAUCUUGUGGCUAAUUUGUUAGUCCUGGAAAGGCAGUCCAGUCCCCAGGCAGGAAGCAGGUUUGUUUUGGGAAAGGGCUGCUACUGUCUUUGUUUCAGAGUUAAACUAUAAACUAAGUUCAUCCCAAAGUUAGUUUGGCCUCUGCCUAGGAAUCAACAAGGACAGCUUGGAGGUUAGAAGUUAAUUCAGUAAUUCAAGUUAUAUAUAUAUAUAUAUAAUUCAAAUAUAUAUAUAAAUUUCUAUAGACUUAUCGACAUGUGAACAGAAAAUUAAUUUUGGAAGUAGGUUCAGCUGGGUUUUAAGUUCAGCAAAUUAGAUCACCACAUCUUGGCUCGUGGUCUAACUGUCCCCCCUUACAGGUGAACAUCAAGCAUUUGUUGACUUAGCCACUGGGUAAAAUAUUAAAAACUUUCAAUAAAAUAUUAAAAACUUUCAAACCAAGAAACCAAAUGUAUUGUUCAGAUACUGCUCAUUUUUAAGCAAUUAACUCAUUACAGAGGUUACUCUGAAAACAGCCAGAUUUACUCUGUGUACCUAUUAAUUUAGCCUUGGUGAGGGCGGCUGGAUGAUCACGUGGCAGAGGACAGCUCCCAGCCCUUUCAUCUCCCACUGUAUUCAACUCCUCCAAAUCCCAUUCUGGCCAGGGGUCACAGAUGCUGAGCACUUCAAGGUUGCAUUCCCAACUCAGGAGCAAGACUGCGUGUAUAAGGCCAGGGCCCUACUAGAAAUCACAUCAUAAAAUGGGUUUAGUCUAGCCAAAAUGUCUCUCCUUGAUUUUUCUGCCUUUCAAACUUUAAAGAAUAUCCUUGCCCUGUCAUAGUGGCAGUUUCAACUCUUCAUAAUACUAAGGUGAGCAGAAACUUGCAUUAUGCCCCCUUGACAUAGCCUUGCGGGCUGGAGCAGAGGGAAGGGGAUUCUUUUUGCCAUGGAAUGUAGCUUGCUUAUGUAUUUAUUUGGGAUGAAUCCUUCUUGUAGCCUUAGAGUUUUUCCUCCUCUGAGAUAAUAGGGUGUCUCUCCAUGGGUCCAUUUGUUGCCGUGGUGAUGCACCCAGUCCUCCUGUUGGUGCUUCUCUACUUCAGUUAGCCCCUUCCUGUUAUCGUCCUGGUAAAAAUGCCUGGAGGUCCUUCAGAGCUAAUAAAUGGCACCCAUCAUUCCCGUCAUGUGAUUGCUAUUGCAGGGCUUGUGAGUGAGAAUGGAGUUUGAGUUGUGCAACUGCCCUAAGGGAACUCUGAAGAAUGAGCCCCGAGUCCACAGCAGGCGUGCAGAAGAGGCUUCCACCUUUCUCUCAUCCCAAACUUGGGGUGCUGGGAUGCAGAAGACACCCCAAGCAGCUGUGUCUUGUUUGGACAUUAGUGUAGGAACCCGACCAGGCAGCCUUUAUUUGUUUCAAAACAUAAUUUAGAGCAUCCUAGUAGCUCAGAAUGGUAUUUUUAAAGAUAACCCACUUGACUAGAAUUGUCCUAUAUUGGUUUUAAUGUGUUUCUCCUCCCCUAGGGGCAAGAUGGAGAAGUGUUUCUUAGAGCUACUUGAGUUUAAUAUUCAUGUAUCUGCCAGUGUCUAUGCAAAAUAUGACUUCGAUCUGUGUGCCUUGGCAAAUGAC